CGCUAUCAUUUACGCCCAUGAGCUACAUGCGAUUUAUGACCUCUUGCGGUUCCCGUUUCUUUUCUUCAUCACAGAGUGUUCUUAGGCUGAGGGGUUGCACUCGAAAUUAUUAUUGCAAAAUGAAACGAAUGUAUUAUGUUCAAUAUCAAAGCGGAUCAUUUUUGUUUUGAAUGCGUGGUGCGGAUGGAAACAGCGAACGGCUUGCAGGAAUGAAACAUAUCAUUGUGCCUUUUUUACGUUGCGUAAAGAAUUGCGUUGGAUUAGGUGCCGCCAGAGGGUUAAUGCUUGAUAACAGAAAGCCCCUAGAGACGAUCCUGUCAUCUUGCGCAACUUCAUGUAUGUCCUGAUCAUCGUCUGCACUUUCACUGUCUCUGCAUUCCUCCCUCUGCUGUGUUAAACCAAUCACAGCACAGACAGUAUUGCCAUGGACACGGAUUCUAUCCACUCUGGUUAUUCCCACCACUCCAAUAGGUCACGAGGGUCAAACAAACAGAGUGAACGCAGCAGCAGGGAUCGGCACAAAUCACAUAGCCGUGACAGCAGCAGCCGCUCGGACAAAAAUGUCACCAUCAGUGCAUCGUCAGCCCAGCCACAGCAGCCGGAUCAAGGCUCCGCCCCCACGGAUGCCCAGGAUGACAACUGGGGUGAGACCACCACAGCGGUCACUGGAACAUCAGACCACAGCUUGUCUCAAGAGGACUUGGCUGGCUUUGGGAAGGAGACGGAUGGUCCAGUAGAGAAAUUGAACUGUAUACGCUUUCUUCCUUUGGCCCUCACCCUCCUCCUGGGCCUGCUGGUCCUGGUCACCCCCCUGUCCUUCCUGGUGCUGCCCCAGGUUCUGUGGCCAGAGCGCCUUCAGGCUUGUGGUACUGCCUGUGAGGGCCUGUUUCUCUCUCUGGCUUUCAAGCUCCUCAUUCUCUUGCUGGCUGGCUGGGCACUGUUUGUGCGACCGACGCGAGCCUCCCUGCCCCGGAUAGCAGUGUUCCGCGCCCUGCUGGGGUUGCUCACGCUCCUCCUGCUGCUCUCCUAUUGGCUGUUCUUUGGAGUGCGCAUCUUGGACUCACAGGAAGAGAACUACCACGGCAUAGUGCAGUUUGCAGUAUCAUUGGUGGAUGCUCUGCUGUUUAUCCAUUACCUGGCAGUGGUUCUGCUGGAGAUCCGGCAUCUGCAGCCCUGCUUUUCGCUCUGUGUUGUACGCUCCACUGAUGGAGAGACUCACCAUUACAACCUGGGACAACUCAGCAUCCAGCGGGCAGCCCUGGUAAUUCUUGAACACUAUUAUAAGGAUUUCUCAGUUCACAACCCUGCCCUGCUGACGGCUGCUAAGUCCAGGGCAGCUAAACAUCUGGCUGGGCUGAAAGUCUAUAAUGUUGAUGAGUUUAAAGCCAAACUGAAAAGCUAUCUGUUCGAUUGUGCUGGAAGCGAUGCUGCAACAGCUCAGUCUCGAGCUAAAAUAGCAGCUGCCGCUCGACAGAGAGACACCAGCCACAAUGAGCUGUAUUACGAGGAAGCUGAGCAUGAUCGAAGAGUCCGAAAGCGCAAAGCACGGCUAGUGGUGGCCGUAGAGGAGGCGUUCACACAUGUUAGACGGCUGCAGGAGGAGGAGAAAAAGAAGCCGCCGGGAGAUGAGAUGGAUCCACGUGAGGCAGCACAGGCCAUCUUCCCAUCCAUGGCUCGAGCACUGCAGAAAUACCUGCGCACCACCCGCCAGCAGCACUGCCACAGCAUGGACAGCAUUCAGGCCCACCUGGCGUUCUGCAUUACAAACAACAUGACCCCAAAGGCAUUUCUGGAGAGCUAUCUGAUGGCUGGGCCCACGCUGCAGUACGGGAGAGAGUGCUGGCAGACCCGGCAGUGGACGCUGGUUAGCGAGGCGUCUGUCACCAGUCCCCUCCAUCAAGGCUCUGAGUUCCAGCUCAAAUCGUCUGACUUCAGCUUAGUGGUCACAAGUAAAGCUAUCCCUCACCUCAAACUCAGUGAGGAGUACGUCCACCCCAAGUCCCACAAGUUUGUACUACAGCUACAGUCCGAGACCUCCGUCUGAUGGAUUCAGUUGCUUUUGCCCAUAUGGUUUUCUACGCUUGUAAAUUUUGGACUAGUACUAUUUUGUUUUAAAUUCUUUUUCACUUUUUCACAGUUUAUAAUAUUGGAUGUAUUUUGAUACAAUAUUUGUUACUGCCAAGAACAGAAGAGGAAAAAAAUGUAUACCUGUAUUGUAUGUAUCCGAUUACCUAGUGCUGACUGGUUUGAUUGUGUGUUUGUGUUGCUUUGUAUGUUACUUUUUUGCAAAGAGUAAAUGCUAAUUAUAUGUACUCUGAUAAGGACCAGCCCGAGGCAUAAUGGAUAAAGUUUAGCUUUUUGCAAGUAGAUAUUGUUUAUCAUAUCUAUGUUUCUGAGGCAUGUAUGUUUUUUCAAUUGACUGAAACAUAAAUGAGCAUCAUGUUGGAAUUCCAUGAGAUUGUGGUAAGGUCGGAAACAUCAGUUAGGGAGUUGGAAUUGUCAAUGCCAUAAUAGUGGCAUGAAAGCCAAACAUACAAAAUCAUUUUCAGCCUGCUUGAUUUCAACAAUUGUUAUUUGUUUGGAUAAAACGGAUAAUAUAUUGAAGAAAACAGCCUUUCCUGUGUGAUGAAUAAAUUGUGAUUUGUAGUUUGCCUCUUUUAUUGUGUGGUAAUUAAAUUGUUAAUACGGUAUUUUUACAUUUAAUUUAUUUUUUAUCGUGCGUGAUGCAUCAUCGAUAAAGCAACAACUUGUGUUUAUAAAAUACAACCCCAUUAAUGCUGCCUAACACAUUUAUAAACAUUGCUCUUGACUGUGUUUUUGUCCAAGCUUGAAAUUUCUUUGCUUAUAUAGCAGAAAGAAAAAAAUAAACCUAUCAUGCCUUUUUUUCUACUACUCUAGUGAUGGUUUCCAAUAAGGAUUAUAUAUGAUUUCUUUUGUAUUUAAUGAUACGGGACAAUUAUGUUUUAUAUUAUUUCUACAUGUUAUAGCUGCUAAAGCAUAUAUUUUCCCAUUGUGUAUUGUCUGUUCUGUCCUAUCUGAUCAUUCAAACCCAUUUAAAACAGUUUGUCAGAAAUUAGUUAUGAUAAAGCACAACAAUCUAUGCCAUUACCCAUUACAAAUCAAAAAUCAGUUUGUUUCAAAUAUUUCUCAUCAGUGUUACAUUUUUUAAGGAGAAAUAUCGCAGAUUUAUUUUCCUGAUGAUCCUGGUUUUAUUAAAAGAGAUUCUACAGAACUUCUCUGUUCCUCUCAAACAACAGUAGAAGCAAAUUUUUUUCAUCUGAAAGUUUAAUAUAAAACAUAUUAACAAUUCUGAUCCUUUUCAUAGUGUCAUAUUUGUUGCAAAUCUCAGAAGUUUUGAAAUGUUCAAAUUAUCUUUAAAGAAGAGUCACAGAGUCAAUGCUUUGCCUCAUUGUGCCAAUGUAAAUCUAAGCCUUUAAAGGAGCCAGGAGAAAAAAUACUUUGGGCAAAAAUGUUUAAAACAAGUUUUCCCCUUUCAAAUAUACAUUUCUGUGUUUUGCUCUUUGGUGUAAUGAAUAGUGGCCUAAGACUUACAUCAAAUCAAAUCAAAUCCUCCAAAGUUCCUGAUUGUAAAACACUUCAUAUUGGACAAACAUGUUGGGUAUUUCUUACAUUAUAUGUUCAGCAAGAUAAUGUUUAUGAUUUGUGGUGGAUUCUUAGUUAUUCUCACUUUCAAACUGGAAUUUGUUGUUGUCUUUAGAGUUGUAACCUAUAUAUAUGUAUGUAUAUAUAAAUAUGGAAUAUUUCAUGUAUUAAAACUGUACUAUAUGUAUAUAUAUUUAUUUAUUUAUUAGUGUAUGUAGUUUACAAUAAUUUUUGUGUACACCUCUGCAUGUGUAUAUGUUUUAUUACUGUAAUCACCAUAAUUUCCGCUGUGGAUAUAAAAAUAUAAAACCUUUUUGGACAGUUGAA
This is a messenger RNA of Rhinichthys klamathensis goyatoka, 3930 nucleotides long. RefSeq names its product VANGL planar cell polarity protein 1 (gene vangl1). Lineage: Eukaryota; Metazoa; Chordata; Actinopteri; Cypriniformes; Leuciscidae. Gene Ontology annotation, cellular component: plasma membrane. The transcript has 10 exons. The record is from RefSeq and is a predicted model, not a curated record. Gene Ontology annotation, biological process: multicellular organism development. The coding region runs from base 425 to 2044 and encodes 539 amino acids.